Linum tenue is the source of this 327-nucleotide messenger RNA. The record is from the annotation of a GenBank genome assembly. Lineage: Eukaryota; Viridiplantae; Streptophyta; Magnoliopsida; Malpighiales; Linaceae.
AUGGCGACGCUAUUGCUACUUGUACUCUUUCUCCCUCUCCUCCUUUGCCUGGGCGUCUGGUUCGCCGUUCGAAACAACAACAAGGCCAUUAUUAUACCAAACUGGCCGGUCGUUGGCAUGCUUCCGUCCUUGCUGUGGAACGUGUCUCACGACCUCCUCCACGACUUCAUCACCCGCGUUAUGAAACAGAGCGGAGGCACUUUCAUGUUCAGAGGGCCGUGGUUCGCCGGCGUCGACUUCCUCAUCACCGUGGAUCCGAUGAACGUCCACUACAUCCUCAGUAAGAACUUCACCAACUUCCCCAAGGUAAGGACUAGCGGCGAUUGA